UCCGCCGCCAGCCAACUAGGGGUGCUAACCUGACCGCCUCUAUAGUCAGGGAUAUUCAGAUAAGAGUUCGCGACGGGCCGCGUGCUCCUCAUCAACUCGUGCCAAUCACGACGACGGGGACGGCGCGAUAGCAACCCAAAAGGCCUAAGGACAUGAUGAGCGUGCUUUGGAGCAUCGAGCGGCCAAUCGAGGAUCGAUUACUGGAACAUCCCACCGCCUCUUCCUGUGCCGCAAUCCCCCCCCUCUCCCACCCCUCGAACGCGAUAAAGCCAUUGAAACGGCCACGACGCCGGAGAGGUUUAGCUGAUUCCGCUGCAACCCCUUCAGCCCAAAGGAUGACAUGACUCCCGGGGCGCGCGCUUUUCUCGCAAGCCAAAAGCGAUAUUAGAUGUUACGCAGCCCCAAUUACCGGCAUGGAACUUCUCUGAACUGCUCGUAGGGCUGACGUACGCCGGCGCUAGAGAUCCCAUUGGCGCUGACGCGAUCCCGCCUCCUCGGCCACCAUAUCCUGCGAUGUUCAGGCACGGCAAAGCUUUUUUUGGUUCUUUUCCUUUUCUCUUUUCUUUUUUUCUGCAUCCCAUCUCGUGCCGCUAUCCACAUAAGCUAGCUGGCUAUCCGGUCUGCGCUGUAGUUUGGUUCUCCGCUGUACGAUGUAGCACUUGCUUUCCUGUUAAGGCUGCAGAUACAUGUCUCCUAGGCUGCCCAGGGACCUCUACCUACAUCGACGGAAUGGUGGGCGAUAACAUGCGGUGGGGAACAGGUAGAUUCCUACAUACCUACACAAAUCUGCGAAUGGGGUGGUAGAAUACCACCGCCCAUCACGCGUUACUAGUCGCCAGCGUGCCUAUGU
This is a messenger RNA of Durotheca rogersii, 850 nucleotides long. RefSeq lists its product as uncharacterized. The record is from RefSeq and is a predicted model, not a curated record. Bases 514 to 804 code for a protein of 96 amino acids. NCBI's taxonomy places the organism in Eukaryota, Fungi, Ascomycota, Sordariomycetes, Xylariales, Xylariaceae. The transcript has a single exon.